AUGGAGGCCUACGAGAGUUCUACAGUACGAGUGUGGCAGAUACAGUACGUGUACACGUUUAUACCUUCGUACGAAGAUAAACCAUACUGUAGGCCCUACAGUACAGUACUUGUACGUUGUACAGCUGUACACGUACACAUACAGUACAUAUUUAUGGACGGAAAUAGGAUAUUCUAUCAUACGAAGUUAUCAAAUCUUCGAAGGUACUUUCGUACUUUCGAAAGUACUUUCGAAGGUACGAAAGUACUUUCAAAGUACGAAGGUACGAAAGUACUUUCGUACAAAGUACUUUCGUACUUUCGAAAGUACUUUCGUACGAAAGAAAAGUACGAAGGUACGAAAGUAAGUUGUUACCUUCGUACGAAAGUAAGUUGUUACGAAGGUACGAAAGUACUGUACAACUACGUGUAG
Micromonas pusilla CCMP1545 is the source of this 411-nucleotide messenger RNA. RefSeq lists its product as uncharacterized. The record is from RefSeq and is a predicted model, not a curated record. The transcript has a single exon. Lineage: Eukaryota; Viridiplantae; Chlorophyta; Mamiellophyceae; Mamiellales; Mamiellaceae. The coding region runs from base 1 to 411 and encodes 136 amino acids.